Molecule: messenger RNA, 547 nt
Organism: Linum tenue
Lineage: Eukaryota; Viridiplantae; Streptophyta; Magnoliopsida; Malpighiales; Linaceae
Source: the annotation of a GenBank genome assembly
UAGGAGGGACCCACACCAGUAUUAAGCUGUGCAAAUUCAUCACCUCCUCCAUUUUUACCUCUGCUUCUCACAGAACCAGCUACCACCCUAAUCCCUUCCUUCAUUCCUUCCCAGGGUCAGAGUGUGAAAAAUGGCGUCCAUCUCCACCACCACCACAGCUUCUUCCUUCAUCCAUGCAUCUCUCCGUCGCAACCCCUCUCUAGGGGUUUCCUCCGCCCCAGUUCUCGGGCUGCCGUCGAUGGCGAAGAGAGGGAGAGUGGUGAAGUGCUCGGCGGAAGGAAACGGAAGCAACGGCAGCGGGUGGGAGAAGAAGGGGAUGAUGAGCGCUUCGCUGAUGGCGACGGUGGCCGCAGCAGCUGCGUCGAGCCCAGCGGCGAUGGCUCUGGUGGACGAGAGGAUGAGCACUGAAGGAACUGGGCUGCCCUUUGGGCUGAGCAACAACCUCCUCGGGUGGAUCCUAUUGGGAGUCUUCGGGCUCAUCUGGACCCUCUACACCGUCUACACCUCCGGUCUAGACGAGGACGAAGAGUCCGGCUUGUCCCUCUAA